This is a messenger RNA of Salvia miltiorrhiza (redroot sage), 1727 nucleotides long. Its product is annotated as probable leucine-rich repeat receptor-like protein kinase At2g33170. Bases 24 to 1388 code for a protein of 454 amino acids. The transcript has 7 exons. Lineage: Eukaryota; Viridiplantae; Streptophyta; Magnoliopsida; Lamiales; Lamiaceae. The record is from RefSeq and is a predicted model, not a curated record. Gene Ontology annotation, molecular function: protein binding.
CUCACACAAUUAGCACUCACAAUAUGGAUACAUUUUCCACCCUUCUUUUGCUUCUCAUAUUGUUUUCUUGUGUUAGCCUUUCUGCUGCACACAACAUAACUCAAAUCAAAAGUGAUGAAUAUAUACUUCUUGCCUUAAAAUCCCACAUCACUUCAGAUCCUGGCAAUAUUUUGAAAAAUAAUUGGACCAGUGGAACCUCGUUUUGCACGUGGAGAGGAGUUACUUGUGAUUCACGUGGUAGCAAGGUGACUAAAUUAGAUAUCUUUGGUAUGGGACUCGAAGGAAGCAUUCCACAGGAAAUUGGAAAUCUUUCUUCACUCGUUUAUCUAGAUUUGAGUUAUAACUCUUUUCAUGGAAAUGUGCCUACACAAAUUUGGAAUAUCACACUGCUUAAGGUAUUAGACCUUAGUUCCAACAAUUUGAGAGGUGGUAUACCGAAAGAGAUUGGUAAUCUCAAUAAUCUAGAGAUAUUAGCCAUGAGUGGCAACAAUCUUAGUGGACCAUUUCCAAGACAAGUUUUGAACAUCACAAGUCUCCGUGAACUAGACCUCAACAACGCCUCUUUACAUGGCCGCCUACCAAAAGACAUUUGCUCGCAUAACAACCUUCAAAGACUCAAACUACUUGAGCUAUCGGAGAACAAAUUGGAGGGAGAUAUACCAUUGAGUUUAGGUCAAUGUACACAACUUGAGAGUAUUUACUUGUCAUACAACAACUUUGGUGGAUAUGUCCCUCGAGAAAUUGGGAACAUCACACAGCUUAAGGAAUUAUACCUUCGCUAUAACAAUUUGAAAGGUGGUAUACCGAAAGAGAUUGGUAAUCUUAAUAAUCUAGAGAUAUUAGCCAUGAGUGGCAACAAUCUUAGUGGACCAUUUCCAAGACAAGUUUUGAACAUCACAAGUCUCCGUGAACUAGACCUCAACAACGCCUCUUUACAUGGCCGCCUACCAAAAGACAUUUGCUCGCAUAACAACCUUCAAAGACUCAAACUACUUAGCCUGUCGAGGAACAAAUUGGAGGGAGAUAUACUAUUGAGUUUGGGUCAAUGUACACAACUUGAGAGUAUUGACUUGUCAUCCAACAACUUUGGUGGAAAUGUCCCUCGAGAAAUUGGGAACAUCACACAGCUUAAGGAUUUAGACCUUCGCUAUAACAAUUUGAAAGGUCCAAUACCAUCCACCAUUGGGAAUCUAUCCAAUUUGUCGUAUCUAUGGCUCUCUUCCAACAAAUUAAAUGGUCCAAUACCAUCCACCAUUGGAAAUCUAUCAAAUUUGUGGGAUCUAGACCUCUCUUCCAACAAAUUAAAUGGUGAGCUUCCAUUCUCCAUGUGCAACAUGACAUCCCUUCAAAUUCUUAUUUUCUCAAAUCUUUGGACAUAUUUCAUCUAAAUGCAAAUCACUUUAGUGGCCCCAUUCCAUCAAUAUUUAUGAGAGGGUGUAUUUUUGAGUCUAACAAUUUGAGUGUUCAUAAAUCGCAAGGAAAUUUGUCUAUACGUGUGUUCAUAUAAGAUAUGCGAUUUGUCUAAUUCCUUUGUCACUCCAUGUGCAAUAUGAAAUAGAUUUAUAUAUAAAAAAAAGUUGAGUAAUAUAUUUUCUCGAUAAAAGAAAAAGGAAAACAUAGUCUAAUACUUUGAAAAAUAAUUGGAGCAAUGUAAUCUCUUUUUCACAUGGAUAAUAGAGUGACUUAUUUAGAACUCUAGCUGGGGUAUGACUUGUGGGACUCGAAGG